UUAGGAGGAACCCAACAAAGUGGAGUGGCCUAUUUAUCUUGUAUAUUACUAAGGAUCUCUUCCAACAUCCGAUAUGAGACACUUUAUGUUUAAUAGUAAUGAUACUGAAAGUAUAUCAAAGAGACUCAUAGAAAGAAAGAAACAAAGGUGAAACAAGAUGUUAAGACUGCCACAAGGAUCCAACAAGAGGAACAUAGCCCUAUAACAAUCCACACAUCAAUCCCACGCUGAAUGUUAAUAAUUCGUUCAGCAUCAUGGGCUAUAUAUACACUUUGCCUACCAACGAAGUUGGAAGCCUUUCAAUCCUAUUCUGUGGAGAGACAUGUAAUUAAGAUGACCAACCAUGGUGGGACUACUUUUCUUUAUGAGCAGGUGUAGGCAGCCGGUAUCCACUUCAUUGCUACCACCAUAUAUAGUGAAAACUAAGCUUUUUGGGUAACUCUGUUGAUGUUUACCCUGUUGGGAAUGAGAGGUUCUUAUUUAUGAUCGAUCAUUAUUUCUUGCCAUGUUAGAAUAAAUUUAACCCUGGAGACAAAGUUGUUCUUUAUUUCCUGCCACGUGUUUGGUUCUUAAUAAAAUGACAACACAUUUCUUAAUCUUAUUGUUUUUGAUACUCUCUUCAUAUUCCCUGCUUCCAAUAUUUAAUCCUCGAAUGAGAAAAUCAGCUACCAACUUUGUGAUGAUGAGAGAGAACCCCUUCCAGGCAAACUUGUUUCCGUUUCACUUUUACCACAUUGUAACAUGAUUUUAACCAACAUUGUUUGCUCUUUAGUGUUGCUUAUGGCCCUUUUGUGUAUUGUAUUGCUUACUUCAGGUGUGGCAUGUGGCUGAUAUACCCAAAAAUGAAAAAUUUCAGUACACCCACUUUGCUCACAAGAUAAACAGCCUCGACACCCACUUGGGUUUGAAAAUUCAUUUUCCUAAAGUGUUAUAUUUAGUGUUUUGAAAGUUAUUGAUAUAAAUCUAUAGCAAUAGAAUUUAUAGAUACAACAGAAAUCUUACAGCCUGUAUUCUAUAGCAAAAAUAAAUAAAAAUAAAGCUAUAGCCUAAAUAUAAAACUUCAGAAUUUUUUUUGAUAGAUUUCACAUCACUACCCACAUCACAAUGCUUAGGCGGCUAAUAAAUCACUUACCAAUAAACUCCAUAAUCUCUAAAAACCAUUUGUUCUUCGUUUGAUUCAGGAGAUCUUUAGUUGAGCUUUUUGGCAACAUCAUCUACUGUUCUUGACCUCUGUCUACGCAUCAUCAUUCAAGGAUUUUCUAUUAGUUUUGUGUCAAUUUUAAUCAUCUCAAGUGUUCUUUCCUCAUUCAGUAUCACUCUCAACAAUUCCGAUUUCACAUAACAAACAUUAAACAAUACUUAUUUCAUAUUUUUGACAUUUGUUUUGCUUGGUUCCAUUAUUCAUGAGAAAGCGGGUAGUAACUGGCUUCCGAAAACAGUAGAUGAUGACAUUUUCCGUCUACAUAGUUGGUUUUAGCGGUAUCUGCACUUAAAGGGAUGUGUGUAUUUCUUUCUUUUGUUCCCCUCCCACAGCUAUAAAAAUCAGCAUUAUUCACGGGCCUACUUUGGUUUCAGGUAGCAGAAGAUGUUUGUGUUCGAGGCAUUUUUCAAAGACCAUAAGUUUGUUAAUGAAAAAGGUAUUUGAUCUUUAAUAUGUCUUAGCCUGACAUAUAUUUUUAGUGGUAUCUAUGUAUUCAGUUUGUUUAUCGAAAAUGUGAUUAUGUGGUUCUUUGUUUAGUUGUUCAGUUCAAGGCUGUAGUUGAAUAUGUGAUACGCUCAGAUUAACCUUUAAGCUAUUUUCUCAAACAAAAGGAUCUCUGUAAUACUUAAGGAUCAAAUCUACAUGAACUUGAGAUCACAUAAUAGAUUUAUAGUUUCAUGACAAGAUAAGCCAGAAGUAUAAAACAAUAAAACAAAACAGUAAAUCUAAACAGUUGUGUAACGGAUGAGAAGGCGCUAGAUUUAGGGAAAUCAGACAAAUGAUUCAAAACUGCAAUCAAUAGGUUCCAAUGAUUUGUUAAGAACAAUGCUAGAAUUCAAAUUCAAUUGUAAGUCACCCAGAUCUCUUCUGUAGAAAAAUAUUAGAGCCUAAUUCUAUUAAAAACCAAUUAUCUUGCAGAAUCAGUGACUCAGACAAGCAUUAUAUCAGAUUCGAUUAUGUUAACUAAAUUCUUAUACCAACACCGUUGCAACUAAAUAAUUAGUCCAACAUGAUUAGGUUAAGGUAAUUGAUUACACUCUGGUGUCUUACAACAAUCAUAUGAUUCUAGGUUCUAGUUAAUUACUCUACAUUCAAGUACGAUUAACAAUCCUGGUGUAGAAUAUAAUAAAUAACCCUAGCAAUCUAUCAAUCAGCAAUAUGACAUUAAGGCCAAGAGAUCCCUAAAUCCAACAAGAAGCUUAUUCAGACAUGAUCAUCCACAACAUAAUUAUAAUUUGAAUAGAUUAUACAGUUUUAAAUUUUUUAUACAAUUUUGUUUUUAAAAUAUAAAUUUUUAAUCAUAACACCAUUUGCUUCCACCAAAUAUUUAUAAAUUAGUGAUGUUGCAUUCUUUACCACCAUUUUUUAAACCAUAACCAACUAGGAUUGUACAUAUAUUUUUUUUUGCCUUGAUCAAUAAAUUUGAAAUUUCAUCAAAAAAAAAUAUUUAUAAAUUUUAAAUUUUAGAUAUUAUAUUUAAUUUUAUUUUUUUGAUAAUUAUAAAUAUUUUCAUAUCAUUUUUAAAGAAACUUUAUACAAACUAAUUUAAUAUAUAACCAAAAGAAAUAAAUGAAAAUCUAUCUAAAUUAUAAUUUUAAUAUAUAUAUAUAUAUAUAUAUAUAUAUAUAUAUAUAUAUAUAUACUUAUAGAAGAAACUACACCAAUUUUGGUAUUUUGUUGUCCCACUAGAAUUGGCCUUAGAUUCUCAUUUACGUUGAUCAAAGGAUUUACAUGUGAAAUGGUCAUUGAUCUAGAUUCUCCUCCUUCUCUCAUCAAAGCCACCGUAACAGUAAAGUCAUGUUUUUCCUCCGGCGGUCGUCGCGGCGACCUUUUUCGCGACCGCUGGAGGUCUGGACCCGUCCGUCCCCACACAAAUCGACAGCAAGAACCAAACUUCUUGAACCCACCACCACAGCCACCGCGACAUCAGGAAGCAGCUGAGAUUAAGGAUUUUGAGAUCGUGGACGGCGAGACUAUCCAGUGGCUGCUUCAACACGCUGAGCCGUCUAUAAUUGCUUCCACCGGUUCAGGAACAAUACCGGCCUCUGCUUUAGCCUCUGUCGCUAACCAUCAUCAUCAUCAAGGUGGGUCUCUCACUACUGGUUUAAUGAUCAGUCAUGAGUUAAGAGUGGUGGUGGGUCUAGUAGUGGUAGACCAAAUUGGGGAGUUGGAGGCGGAGAAGGAGGGGGAGGAGGAGAAGCUUCUAGGUCAAAUAUACCAAAUUUAUCAGCAGAUGAGUCAAGCUCAGGGUAGAGUUCUUCACCAUAGUCUUAACCCAUCACAUGAAGAGCAUCAGCAAGAGAGUGAUGAAAAAGAUGAUUCUCAAGGCUCUGGGCUUUAAUGGACUUGAAAUUGUACAACUAGCAUGGAGAAAGAAAAGAAAAGGUUAAUACUGAGUGAGAGUGAAAAUAUAUGCUUACGUUAUUCAAUUACAUAGUUGUUCUUAAUAAAUUAAAAAUAAUAUACAUAAUAAUUUUUAUUAUUAAACUAUUUAUUUAAUAAUUUCUGUCAACUAAAUUUUAUUUUAGUUUUCUUUUUACCUUUUUCAAAUAACAUAUAUAAAAUAAAAAGGGAAACAUGUUAAAAAUUUUAAAGCAAAUUUAAUAUGUACAUAUUUUAAUGUAUAAUUUGAUUUCAUAUACAAAAUAAAAUUCACAAAAAUAAUUUUGAUAUUAAAAACAUCUUCCUUUCAAAACAUUAUAUUAAACACCAUUCAGUUAUAUAUUUUAAAAAUAAUAAAACAUUUCUUUCUAUCUAUAUAUUUUGUUAGAUUAUUAAAAAAUAAUUUAAUAACAUAAAAACGAGUUAUCUUUAGUUGACUAAAAAUAUUUUUAGUGGAAGCACCGUAACCUAUUGGUUAAGGUUUAAAGGCUUCUACACCCAGGUCAGGGGUUCGAAUCCUAGACUAUGCAAUUUAUUGCAGAUUACAGGAAAUCCAGGUUUCAAGUCCCGGAGAAAGCGGUUUAUUAAACAAUUAUGCAGACUACAGAGGAAAGACUUGCAAGGGAUCUUCGACAUGG
Messenger RNA from Brassica rapa (field mustard), 4221 nucleotides. Its product is annotated as transcription factor TCP20. NCBI's taxonomy places the organism in Eukaryota, Viridiplantae, Streptophyta, Magnoliopsida, Brassicales, Brassicaceae. The record is from RefSeq and is a predicted model, not a curated record.